Messenger RNA from Parus major (Great Tit), 13333 nucleotides. RefSeq names its product calsyntenin 2 (gene CLSTN2). The record is from RefSeq and is a predicted model, not a curated record. Gene Ontology annotation, molecular function: X11-like protein binding; calcium ion binding; amyloid-beta binding. Gene Ontology annotation, cellular component: postsynaptic membrane; cell surface. The coding region runs from base 18 to 2792 and encodes 924 amino acids. The transcript has 17 exons. Gene Ontology annotation, biological process: positive regulation of synaptic transmission; positive regulation of synapse assembly; homophilic cell-cell adhesion. NCBI's taxonomy places the organism in Eukaryota, Metazoa, Chordata, Aves, Passeriformes, Paridae.
AUACCAUUAACACUGGAAUGAACAAACACAAACCCUGGAUUGAGACAUCAUACCAUGGAAUCAUAACUGAAAACAAUGACACUGUGAUCUUGGACCCUCCCCUGGUUGCUUUGGAUAAAGAUGCUCCUGUUCCCUUUGCAGGUGAAAUCUGUGCUUUUAAAAUCCAUGGGCAAGAAAUGCCCUUUGAGGCUGUUGUGCUGAACAAGACAUCUGGAGAAGGUCAGCUUCGAGCAAAGAGUCCCGUUGACUGUGAGCUGCAGAAGGAAUACACAUUCAUCAUCCAGGCCUAUGACUGUGGAUCAGGACCAGGUGGAAAAAACUGGAAGAAAUCUCACAAGGCAGUAGUCCAUAUCCAGGUGAAGGAUGUCAAUGAGUUCUCCCCAGCAUUCAAGGAGAGUGUGUACAAGGCCUCAGUGACAGAGGGGAAGAUCUAUGACAGCAUCCUGCAGGUGGAAGCCACAGAUGAGGACUGCUCCCCCCAGUACAGCCAGAUCUGCAACUACAAGAUUGUCACGGCAGAUGUGCCCUUUGCCAUCGACAGGAACGGUAACAUCAGGAACACCGAGAAACUGAGCUAUGAUAAACAGCACCAGUAUGAGAUAAUGGUGACAGCUUUUGACUGCGGGCAGAAACACGCAACAGAAGAUGUCUUGGUACACGUUAAUGUCAAACCCGUGUGCAAACCAGGCUGGCAAGACUGGAACAAACGGAUUGAAUACAGGCCUGGCUCUGGCAGCAUCCCCUUGUUCCCCAGUAUUCACCUGGAAACGUGUGAUGGACCAGUGUCCUCAAUCCACACCACCAUUGAGCUGCAGACCAGUUCCAUCGGAAAGGGCUGUGACCGCGAAACCUACUCUGAAAAAUCUCUGCAGAAAUUAUGUGGAGCUUCCUCAGGUGCCAUUGAUCUGUUACCAUCUCCCAGUGCAACAACCAACUGGACAGCUGGGCUCCUCAUGGAUAACAAUGACAUAAUUUUUAAAUUUGAUGGAAAGCAAGGAGCCAAAAUCCCAGACGGAAUAGUCCCGAAAAAUUUAACUGAUCAAUUCACCAUCACUCUGUGGAUGAAACAUGGACCUAGUCCUGGAUUAAGAGCCGAGAAGGAAACCAUUCUCUGCAACUCUGACAAGACAGAGAUGAACCGGCACCACUACGCGCUCUAUGUGCACAACUGCCGCCUCGUGCUCCUGCUGCGCAAGGACUUCCACCGUGCCGACACCUUCCGCCCCGCCGAGUUCCACUGGAAGCUUGACCAGAUCUGUGACAAGGAGUGGCACUACUAUGUGGUCAACGUGGAGUUCCCCGUGGUGACGCUGUACAUGGACGGGACCACCUAUGAGCCGUACCUGGUGACCAACGACUGGCCCAUCCACCCCUCCCACAUCGCCAUGCAGCUCACAGUGGGGGCUUGCUGGCAAGGAGGUGAAGUCACCAAGCCCAGGUUUGCUCAGUAUUUCCAUGGCAGCCUGGCCAGUCUGACAAUCCGGCCAGGGAAAAUUGAGAGUCAGAAAGUGAUUUCCUGUUUGCAGGCCUGCAAGGAAGGCCUCGAUAUCAAUUCUCUUGAGAGUCUUGGCCAAGGAAUAAAGUAUCACUUCAACCCUUCCCAGUCAGUCCUUGUCAUGGAAGGAGAUGACAUUGAGAAUAUAAAUCAAGCCCUUCAAAAGGUCUCAUACAUCAACUCCAGACAGUUUCCUACUGCAGGCGUACGAUGUCUCAAAGUCUCAUCUAAAGUCCAAUGUUUUGGUGAAGAUGUCUGCAUUAAUAUCCCAGACAUAGAUGCCUAUGUAAUGGUGUUUCAGGCCAAUGAGCCUAAGAUUACCAUAACUGGGAUGGGCCACUUUGCUAGACCAGCUGCAGAGUUUGAAAGUGAAAGAGGUGUUAUUUUGUUACCUGACAUCAGGAUCAUCAGCACAGUCACCAAAAUGGAGCAUUCAGAGGACUUGAGAGAAUAUGACAGAGCCAAUAAGCAAGUGGUGGUAGAGGAAAUGGUCCACAACUUGGAUUUCUGUGAUGUUUUGGUCAUUGGUGCAGAACUAGACCCCCAGCAAGAGUGUUUAGAACUAGAUCAUGGGGAGCUUCAAGGAAAACAUCUAGAUGCCACAAAUUCCACUGCAGGAUAUUCAAUCUAUGGUGUUGACAGCAUGUUCAGCUACGAGCAGGUGCUGCGGCAGCUCCGCUACCGCAACUGGGGCAGCUCGGUCACCUCCGACAGGAAAUUCAGGGUCAAGUGCUCCGAGCUCAACGGGCGCUACACCAGCAACGAGUUCAACCUGGAGAUUAAUAUUCUACACAGUUCCAACUCCAACUUUAUGGACCAUGUAAAUCACAUGAUAGUCCAGCCCAAAUUUCUCCAAUCUGUUCAGCACCCUGAGGGGAGUGUAAGUGCAGCUCACAGCUCAGUGAUUCCCAGCGUGGCCACAAUCGUUAUCAUCAUCUGUGUGAGCAUCCUGGUGUUGGUGAUAACUCUGGGAGUGUUCCGGCUCCGGUCGGCUCGUCAGCACGGCUCCGUGGGGCACGAGGGAGCCAGGGAGAGCGAGAUGGACUGGGAUGAUUCUGCUCUCACCAUCACUGUCAACCCCAUGGAGAAAUAUGAAAAGCCACACCAGACAGAAGAGGAGAGUGAGGAAGAAGACAUAGAUGAUGAAGAGGAAGACACAACCAGUGCUGAAUCAGAUGACAGUGAGGAGGAGGAAGAGGAGGAAGAGGAGGAGGAAGUGAUUGUCCAAAAGGGAGACAAACAGAAUGCCACCAGGCAAGAGCAGUUGGAGUGGGAUGAUUCAACACUCCCCUACUAACAAACAGCCCUCCAGCCACAGCUCUUUUGUAGCAACCAAUACAAUGUUUUUUCAGAGUCUGUGAAUUCAUUGACAGGAUUUGAACUUCUGCUUGCCUAUAACUGUUUAGCCUAAAAUGAUCUUGUUGUAGUAAUUGAUACUGAUAGAACUGACCCUUUUCUUACAAAGCCUGGGGAGAACGUGGUACAAACCUCCUGGCGUACGCACGAAUAAAGUAAUUCAGAACUUGAUCUGUUAGCAAGCAUAGUUCUCAAUUUCCUGUUUCUACCCUGCAGAUGUGUGACAAAAGUCCUGUCACUCAAUCCAUAGAAGUUUUUGCCUUUGCUACUUUUUUCACACAGGAGAUAUUUCAGCUUGUUAUGGAAGAAUUACUUCUGUGGGUCCAAAUACCAGUUGCCAUCUAACUUCAUAUUCUUACAGGUGUAAAACACAUAAUCCACCUCCAAACUGGGGCAGGGCUUUAGUGCUACAGGGGCUGAACUCCUGCCUUUUGGAUGUUAGCUGUCUUCUCCACGGGAAUAUCUAGGCUUGACAAGGGAUGCAUGUGUGCCUAUGUAGAUGUGGAUGGUGUAUUUUUUCAGGCAUGCUGUCAUACCCUCAAGAGAGGGAUUUUUAUCCAACCUACCAAUAGAAAUUAAAAAUGAGUUUAAGAAAAACAGCAACAAGAAGGGGCUGCUGAAGGUUACCAGAAAAAAAAAAAACCAACGACCCAGCUCAUUCUCAGUCCACAAAAAGUAAUAUGGCCUUAUGCAAACUGUAAAUUCUAAUGGGAUUGAUUCACUGAAAAUCUGUAGAGCUGUUCAUUAGUUAUGGAUUGAGCAAUUUGCAGCAAAUCGAUGCUUUAAACCGUCUGUCUCAUGGAAUCAUUAGCUUACUGCAGCAUCUUACUGAACUAGUGGAAAAUAAGUGACCCCAUUAUUCCAUAACUAUAUGUAUGGCUGGGAUUUAAGCAAUUACUUUAAAUGAAGAAAAUGUUCCCUUUUGCUUAGUGAAUGCCAGCUGGAAUUCCUGUCUGACUGUAUUCUAGAGAAACAUGAUACCCUAUUUCUUCUGUACCCCUGCCUGCCUGUAGUGCACAAGAGAAAGGAACAACACUGAGAGCCCUCUUCUGUGCUCAUCAUUCUCCCUUAUUUCUUCUUCCUGAAGCCAUUGAAGUUGAGACUUUAUAAAGCAGACAAGGAAAAAUAAAUCCUACAUGGAACCAAAAUAGUUGAAAACUAAAAUCUUUAGAGGUUGAGAGAGUAUUUUAGUUUGUUAUGGUAACACAGCAUAUUUUUCUUAAACACUGUUUAAAAAGGAAAAAAAAAAAAAAAAAAAAAGGAAAAAGCAGAGUUACAUACACAGUGUGUUGAUAGGUCUGUGUGGUGUGGUUUUUUGUCCCCUUUCUUUGAGUACCUUUGCAUCUUCAUCUGCUCUGCUUACCAAAUGCUGCAGCAAUUGCUGGGGUAGCUUCUCCAAUGCUUAGAAGCAAAAUAGCAUGGAUGUGAACACUGCUUAGUGGCUUGUCUGGGUUAUUUUCCUGAGUACUUUGUUUUCUUUGCAAUUUCAUCUUUGACUUUUGCUGCUGUAAUCUGCUGUUUAAAAUGAGCUGCUUCCUCUUUCCACUCUCCCAGUCAGUCUUGCCACAACAGAGCCUUCCUGAGUGCCCUGAGUGGGGGCUGAUGUUGCAAAGGAUACUUGGAACAAUCGUGAGGGAAUCCACCUCCAUCAAUACUGGAUUAUUUAGCAGCCCCUGAAUGUCAUGGGAUGUAGGGAAUACAUAGUGUGUUUGGAGGUUCUUGUAAUUCCAGUUUCUGCAUUUGAUAGCUGAAGGGAAAUGCUGACAACAACUAGGCCUUCUAGUAGAAUAACUAGAAAGUAAAUGAAAGAAAAAUCUGUAUUAAUUUUAAAAUCAGAGAUAUUAAUGCUUUUGUUUGUUGUGCCAGCAAUUACGUUGCCACAUGGUUGUUAAGAUUGGCAAUGCAGCAGUUUUCUUUUGUUUUCAAUCCUGUUUCUUUCUAUUCCCUCACACAUAUUAAUUUGGAAUACUUGCAGAAUCAAGGCCACAUAAGUACAUUUUAUAUGCAGAAAUAACAACUGCAAAAAUGCCCCCAAUUUCUGUUUAAUACAAAGUUAAUAUUAAUAUUUCUGAAUACCUUGAACAAAAAAUGUUAUGUUAGAUCAGUUCCUACCAUCCUAGUAUUCUAGAUAAUUUCCUAGUUUUAAUUUUUUAAGUGACAUGAAGCAGGCUCUUCAUGAUGCUUGUUAUCAGCACAUAUCAGCAAAUCUUUCUGCUCAGAAAGAAGAGAUUUAAAAUUAAAUGUAGAUAUUUAAAAGUUAACUUCAGAUUUAGAACUGGACUUAAAUUAUUUUAAAGUUUCUGUUAUUCCUGAUGAUGAUGAUGAUGAUGAUGAUUAUUAUUAUUAUUAUUAUUGUUUUUGUUGUUGUCAUAGCAAACAUUAGGACAACUUGAAAACAGCAAUUUACAAUCUUAUUGACAGCCUUUAAUUCUUUUAUAUGUUUAUGAAUUCAUCAGUGUGUUUCUCCAUCUAGUAGACUUAUCUUUUUGUUACUGGAAGCAGACCUUUUCAGGCUGUACUCAUACAUUACACAAGAAGCAAACAAAGUAUUUUCUCUACUGUAAAUAAACCUACAUUUUUAAACCUAAGCAAAGUAAUACAGGCAUGUGUGUUAUCACUAAAACCUGGUUUGCAGUAAGAUAUUCAGCAAACUAAAAUGUAUCACUGUACUUAUUUUAGAUUACUCAUUGGAGUGCAUUAUGCAGCAUUUUUCAUUCAAAUAAAUAGAAACAUCCUUUUCACAAAAUGGCAGUGAGAAUGAGAUACUUCUUUACAAAAUGGGCCCUAGAAUAUUUGGGUAGCACUGAAAGCAGUGACUUCCUGAGCAAAACUACUACUAGAAAGUCAGAGAAAUAUCUCCUUUUCUAAAACAAUUCUAAUAAUGUUUCCAUGCCUCUAGAAAUCAUUUUUCCAUGUAACCUACUUCCUUAAAAACCAACCAGAACAUACACACACAUAUGUAUAUAAAGACACAUGCAUGCCCCUAAUCAAAAAACAAAAUUCUCUCCUCUCCUUCCUGAAAAAAGUGCUUAGAACUGUAAAACUAAGGUUGGAAAAAACCUCUGAGAUCACUGAGCACUGCCAAGCCCACUGCUGACAUGUCCCCAGGUCCCCCAUUCACAUGUCCUGCAAUUCCCCCAGAGGUGGUGACCCCACACUUCCCCAGGCAGCCUCUUCCAAUGCCUGAUCAUCCUUUCCGUGAGGAAAUCUUCCCCAGUAUUCAGCAUACACCUCCCCAGCACAGCUCAAGGCUGUUUCCCCUUGUCCUAGCACUUCUUACUUGAGAAGAGAAACCAACCCCUCCUGGCUGCAGCCUCCUCUCACGGAGUUGGAGAGUAAAAAAGCCUCUCUUGAGCCUCCUUUCCUGCCUGCAGGCUGAGCACCCCCAGCUCCCUCCACUGCUCCUCACCAGCCUGGUGCUUCAGACCCUUCCCCAGCUCAGUUCCCUUCCCUGGACCCACUGCAGCCCCUCAGGGUGUGUCUUGUGGUGAGGUGGCUUUUUUUACACUAACAAACAAACAAGUGUAUCCAAAGAAAGCAGUUCUGAAGAGGUACCCACAAUCCAUGGCAUCAGGAAUCCAGAGGUGACAACAGAGGUCUAAAAUGACAUCACAUCAAUGACGCCUUUAAGUUUUUGAAGUUCUACUCUUAAGGCUGGAAAAAGCUUCAAAACCUACAAAUGUAAAUUAAAGAUGUUAUCUGAAUUAAUAAAACUGCCUAAGAGGCUAUUUGUAAUUAACAGCUCCCAUUUCUCUUUCACUUCUACCCCAUCCACAGGUGUUUUAUCUUUGCAAGUAAACCUUAAAAUGCACAGUUGAGAUUAAUCUCAAUAUUUACUGCAUUGGCUGACACCAUUUGAAAUUAGAAAUAGACAUGUAGGGUUUGUGACAUCUUUAAUACUAAUUAAAAUAAACUGUUGCUGUUUUCUUAUGCCAACAGGUAAUACCUUGCAGUGGUGGUGGGACUGGUUUUUACUUCACCAGAAGCUAAUGGGAGGGAGCAGUUUAUUUUCCUGGCUGGCAUGUGGUAGUGAUGAACUUGCUGAGCACCAUCCUUACUCCAUUCUGGAACAAAGCAAGGCUCAGAAAGGAUCAGAGUUUUCUAAAUUUCCUCCUGUGGUGAUGAAAUCCACUGUUUCCACUGCAGGAGCUGUCUCUGCCUGACCCCAAACUGAAAAUAAUGCCAUGGGAGAUCAGCAGCCCCAGGUAAUGGGCAGAGGGUAAUGCAGUAGCAGCCCUUAAUUCAGUGUGGCAAAGCCUUUUGAGCUUUGAUAAAAUAAUUUUUGAUAAACAAUAAAAUAAUAAAUAAUUUGUAUCUCAGCUGUCCCUUUCCCCAGCUGUAACCUCAGAGGCAGCAGCACUGCCUGUUCUGAAAGUUUUGGUGUCAGCACACACAGCUCUUCAUUUCCACAGAACAGCACCAGGAAAGACUUUACUGGAGUGACAGCAGGUAAAGGUCUGGUGGGAUGGAGCUGCUUCUGGAAUCGUGGAAUAGAAAUUAUAAUACCAAAAUUAAGGAUGUUUGCAAAAACAUCUGGAUAAUGAGAGAGAUAGAGGAAAUAAAGCUGUGGGUACAUCUCCUCUAAGGGGCUACCCUUUCCCUUAAUUUACAUAUGCUGACCAGAAUAAGGAUCUCAAAACUAGGAUAUCCCCAGCCUCAGGGGAGAUAGCAGGUUUUAUGAGGUCCUGCCCUGAUAAAAUUACUGAAUAAAAAAAAAGUGAACAUAUUGGGAGGAAGCUGGUUGAUGCAGCAGCCUCAUCUAGCGGCAGGUGUUGAGAUUCUGGGUGAUCCCUGUAGGUGCUGACCUUCAUGGAGCAGCUGCUUAAAAUAGUUCUACACCAAGUGAGCAAAUGUAAGGAGAUAAGAGAAAAAACCCCAAAUGACAAAACAUAAACAUCAAAAAGAUUGCCAAAGAAAUCACACCACCCUCUAAGUCUCUAAAUUAAUUCCUGUUGAUUGUACAUAAUCCUGUGCUGUAUAACCUUCCUCAUGCUCCAAGCAGUAUCAGCAGCCACAGAAUGGAAUUAGGUUUUCUCUCAGCACAGCCAAGGAAGCUGCCAGGUCUUGUUCCUGCACAGCCAGAGCCUGCAGAGCUCACAGCAUCCCAGUGUGGGAAUAGCAACUAGCCCAUCCCUCAAAGACCUUUGUGUUAGUAAAGAAACCGACAUUCCCAUACACCAAAUCAUGCAACACUUUGUAAUAUAAAUUAAAUGCUUCUCACAGCACCCAGAAGUUGCGAUCUUGUACAAUCUUUGUACAUUUGGGUCAAAUGUGUUGUGUUUUUUUUUAAAAAUAAAGGCAUAACAAGCAGUGUGUGGGGAGUGAUGUAAACUGACAUGGAUCAGGUUCCCUGAAGCUGCAUGUCUCAGAUUGUGUAUCCAAUGAUCAGACUUCUGGUUGUUGGACUCUCUUGGAAUCCAACUUCAUUUUUUUUAGCAUGGAGAAUAAAGACACAAAGAAUAGAGAUAACCACUAAAGCUACAGCAGAGCAAAAUCCGUACUCUCUUAACACACCCAAUCUCAAGAAAUAUUUCUGCUAAAUACAUGGGGAAAAUUGCUCCAGUGAUAUCUCGUAAAGUAAUUAUAAUUCAUCAUCUUUGUAGGAUUAGCAAGGUACAAGCCUGAUAUGUUCUUUUUGGUUUUUUUCUCUGAAAAAGAAGACAUGGCCAUAAAUUAAAAGCACACAACACUUGAACAGUGCAAAAACGAAAGGGGAGCAAGGGCUUUAAUCUCCUAAACCUCUGUCUAACCUAGGGGUUAAAAUAAAAAACAACUGUAGCCCUCAUUAUUGAUACUCAGCAGAAUAAAAUCAACCCAGGAAGUUUUGUAUAUUCACAACUUCAGUCCUGGUGAUGAAAAGGGAGGCAUCAGAGCAGGUACCCUUAUUCUCUAGAGGCAUUUUGCUGCCUUUGUGCUGUUGUCAGUGGUUUCCUCGUUAUGAUUUCCAUGUCUGCUGGCAACAGGAACAAUGCUGAAACAUCCUUUGAAACGGCCUUGUGAAACCCUGGUGGUGAACCAUAAUUCAGUAAUUCUUCUGCAGCUCUGCUCCCAUCCCUCCAUGGUGCAGCACUCCAAACAUAUGCAGCAGGAAUGACACAGUGGUUGCAGUGGAGAGCUCUAGGCUGGUGCUUCAUUAGUUACUGCCCAUAAAGAAACACUCUCAACAGCAUGGAGCACUGCAAAAGUAUGAAACAGAAUUCAGGAAAAGCCCUCAUUCUUAUUUUCAGUAGUAGCUCAUGGGGAAAUUGUGCAUUCAUCAGCUGUUGAAGCUCCAUGGCCGUGUAUUGUCACUAUUUAUGUCUAUGCUGAGAACAAAGAAGCAGCAGAUUUUUUUCCCCUGUUAAAUACAUUGUACAAUGAAAGAGUUCAGCUUUCCCUUGACAAGGUGCACAAAGCUUGCCAAAUGCAAAAAGAAGCUUUCCAAAUUUUUCAAAGCUUUUUGAAGCUUUUUCAAAUUUUUCCUAUUUUCCAAAUAGGGCACAAAGGUUUUGCAAUGGUAUUCCAUCAUCAUACUUCAGAAACACAGAAAAUUUAAUGGGAGUAAAAUGCUUUUCUGCAGCUCUACCUAUUCCUUUUCUAUAAAUCUGGAUACAGUCUUGGGCUUUCAGAGACAUUUAACUUCCCAGAUGGGUAGAAAGUUCUUUCAGGUGUUUUUUGAUGUACUAAUAUAUAAAACUAUUUUUGGCUGAAGGUUUCAGGAUAUUCUAAGGGUUAGGGAAAAGAAAAGGUUUUUAAAAUUGCAAUGUCCUUUUUUUUUCUACUCCUUCCUCUCCUAAAUAUAUAAACAGGUACAAAAGAGUUAUCAGACAAGCCUAACCAAUUCUGUGACUACAAUGACAUUUCAAAGCAGUACUGAAAUUGGCAAUAAAUCUUUGUCUACAAGCUGCUUAAUGUGCAGUAAAUGAGAAGGUGGAUGGUUGUUUUAACUGGGUGUGCUCCUUGGAAUAUGAAAUGGAUCAACUACAGUCAGUUCCAUUAGAAAAUCAAAUUUUCACUUAAGGAAGAGUAAGCAGAAAGGUAGAAGAGAAUACUACAUGAAUAACAGAAAGCGUUAAUGUUUACAGUGAUGUAAAAAAAGUUGAAAUUUAAUCUUGUAGAAAAGAUAGAGCCAUAAAGGCUUGAGUGUUGAAUAGAAAUAAAAUGGAAAUAUUUUCUGUUUUCAUGCCAGAACUCACACUGUCAUGAUGAACAAAAAAGAGAAUGGAUGUAGGAUGUCAAAGGGUUCCAAGAUGACCAGACAUAGAUGCAAUACACAUCAAUUAUGUUGCAAUACACAAAAAUUAUGUCUUGUAUACAUAUAUAUGUUGUGUACAAGAAAAAUCACAGAAUGGUGCCCGUGGGGAGGUGGUGGCUGUGGUGAUGAAGGAGAACUUGUAGAGUUUUAGCCUGGCUGAUGCUGAAGUUGCCUCCUUGAGUUCCAGCAGAGCUGGGAAGGGAGCAGCAGGGCCAUGGGAGUUGUUGCUACCCUGUACAAGCAUGAAGUAGAAAAAUCUAGAACCAAAGCCAGCCCAGGGAGCCUGGGGCAAACAUUCUGUCUACUGUGACUCAAGUUUGAGGGUACAGUUACCACACAGUUUAAUUUGAUGUAAGAAACCGAAGGAAGACAGUACUCCAUAUUGAAAAGGCCCUCAAGUAAAUUUUUUGUAGUGAUACAAUCUUCUAAGUGGCCACAUAGUUAGGACUCCUGAUUUUUGAAAAUGUACGUAGUAGAAAACUUUUCAAGGAUAACCACAAUCCCUACACCAAUCUGAGAGCUGAAGUUAUUGCCUCCAUUCUCAGAAUAAAUUACUGGCACAUUUAUUUUUGGCCUCUCCACAAACGGAUGUAAAAGUGUGGGUACAUCUGAAAAGAAAUGGGGUUUUUAUAUGUAUUCUGCUGCAAAUACUGCACCACCAGUUCAGUAAAUUUUUGAUUGUGGUUAACAGGCAAUUCUGCUCAGACAUUCAUCACAACAGAGAUGAGAAGAUACACCAGAGUGCAUUAUUGCUUUGAGGGGCAAUACAUACUAUGGGUGGGCUCCCUAAGAACUGUUUCAUUUCAACUUCAAUGUGUAUAGAAGUUCAUACUAGACUUAUCAAAUUCUAGAAAUAAAGAUUAGUAGACAAAAGGGAAAAGUAGUGCCAGUAGAGUAUUAUGCUAACAGUGAAGAAUUCUUUCCCAGAAUAUGUUUUUUUAGUGUUAGGGGUGGGGGUGCUUCAACCUACUUAAAUUUUUCUAAGGCCUGGGGCUUCUACCUCUUCCCCUGGGAGAUUGUUCUAGAGUCUAUUAGAAUUCACCAUUAGAAAGCUUUUCCUGAAAAUGAAUUUAAAUAAUCCUUUUUGUAAUUUUUAUCGCAUUAGUCUCAGUUAUACCCUUUUGCUUUAAAUAGUUCCUCUAACUAUGGUUUAUAUCUGUUGAAUAUUUUUAGAUAGUUAUCAAGUUCAUUGCCUUUGGCCAUUUAUUGGAGAAGCUAUGAAACCCUUCUCAUCCCAAUUCAUUCCUUCACUUUUGUAUUUCUUACCUUUUCAUUAAAUGUCUUUAAUCCACAAACUAAAUCCCAUGCUAUUUCCUUAAAUGAGUCACAGUCAGUUCAUUCCCUUAAGGUGCUCUGUGUUGGUGUGUGUCACUGCAUAAGUUGUCAAACAUUAAACAAGAAAUUUGAAUUGAAAACUGAUUUUGUAAAAAUCUUUUUUGUAAUCUAUGGAUAAGUUCUCAUAUGAUAUGAAUUUGGCAGUGUAUUUUACAUGGGUAUAAUUUAACAAAAUAUAAAUAAACAUGAAAUAAAUAUAAAUAAACAAUGAAUAAACACUGGAGUCAGCUAAACAGUAAUACAAAGUAUAAUAUGUUAAAAAUUAGAUUGCUGUCUUUAAUGUGAAAACAGACAUUGGUCUGUUCAUGUGCCCAUGUUUUUAAGUGUCCCUACAAUAAACAGAAGCUAUUACCCAGUAGUUUCACUAAGACAGAUAAUACUGCUUCUCCUCAGAUAUCAGUAGAAUGCACCUACUUUCUUAAACGCUCAAGAUUUCUAGCCAAGCACUAACUGCUGCAAAGAAAUAGAAUUGUGCCAGCUCUUCUGGUUACUGCCAUGCCUACCCUUCUAUUGCAAAUUCAUGAUCCAUUUCUGGUCUCUGGAUGGCAUGAUGACCUUGUGUUUUGUUUCCAAGCAUGCCCCAAGCACACCUGUGUUCUCUGGCUCAGAAGCCACACAGGCAAACAGGGAGGAUGCACAAAGUCAGCUUGGGUCUUUUCACUGAAGUGUUUCCUUCAUCUGCUCCUGCCUUCUGUACCUGAACUCCAAACCUUGAACUCCAAACUGAAAUCUUUGUGCUGGAAGAGCCACUGCAUCACUAAGACCCAAGGAAAAUAGAAUUUGAUUUCUUCCUCAUUUGCUCUGUCUGCAAAGAUUGGCGUAAAGGGGAGAGCAGAUACACUGACGGCUCCAGUGGUGACUUUAGUGAGCUCUCUGCUUCCUUCAGCACAUCUCUGUCCCCAGUGAGUGCAAAUUGUGCAAACCAUAUUGUAGGAAACUCUCAAUUGCCAGGAGUGGGUUUAGGUCAGAUGAGCAAACAAUGACUGCUGUGGCAGUGGCUGCUUGCUGUCACUGCUCUGCUCACCUUCCCAAAAUGAGACAUGGCAUAGGGAGUAGCCAAGGUCUGAUGGACAGGGGGGAAGAUGAAUGAGCCCUGCAAGGUCAGGUUGCAACACAAAGGAGAGGAAAAAGAAGAGGAAUCCCUGAGAAAGGAGCUGUGAAACAUGACUUUCGACGAGCAGCAGGGCAGGAAUCAGACAGGCACCCUGAAUGUUGUUGCAGUAUGGUGAAAGGAGUUGUUCUAGUUAGAAUUAACCAUAUAUUAAAUAUUUUAUAUUUUACUUAGAGUGUAGGAUUUUGAAGAGCUGAGAAAUAAUCUCAUCAUGUUGAAUGUAACAGCUGUGCUCUAAGUGGCUGGGACAAUUCUAUUUCAUAUUUCAUCAUCUCUUGACAGUAAAAAUGGUAUUUCAUCUGCUUGCAAAAAUGUACAAUUUUCCCCACACAGUUUGUCAUUUCCCAUAUUGCUUCCAUGUUAGGAUUGGUUCUUGUUGAGGAGCAGUAACUGCAGAUGGUAGCAUGUAUUUUGUAGCUUGGGAUUCCUUCCUGGCUGUCCAAAGUCUGUGUAGUUGUGGCCACUUCUAUGGAUAAUAAAAAAUAUACCAGAGAAGGGAUUAAAUAAACACAUGCUGUAUGGUUGUACAUAGAGUUGUACUCCAUAAAUGUGUCUCAAACCAACAGACUGUUCAACCCAGGAAAAAUGCUCUUACAUGAAAUAUCUUAUUGUUGAUGUGAAGCAACCAUAAACCAUAUAUUGAAAUGUCUUGUUGCAGAUGCUAAAUGCAUUUCUGAAAGCAUGAAUCUACACAAUUUAUGCAGUAUGAUUAAUUAAAUUACUAUAUGCGAUUAAAAAGAUGAAUAUGAAAUGAUUUUUAAUAGAUAUGAAUCGGCUGUUUGUUUUUUUAAAAAAAAAAAAA